Helicoverpa armigera (cotton bollworm) is the source of this 1605-nucleotide messenger RNA. RefSeq names its product probable methyltransferase-like protein 25. The record is from RefSeq and is a predicted model, not a curated record. NCBI's taxonomy places the organism in Eukaryota, Metazoa, Arthropoda, Insecta, Lepidoptera, Noctuidae. Bases 139 to 1605 code for a protein of 488 amino acids. The transcript has 8 exons.
UGACCAAAGUUAAAGAACUCAUUGAUGCGUUUCCAAGGACAAAUUCUGAGGAACAUGAUAUACUGGGCAUGGCAGAGACAAUCAGAGCUCAGUAUAAGAAGGCUUGUGCAUUGUUGAAGAUAUCUUCAGCCAAUCCUUAUGAUGCAGGAGUCUCAUUCUGAAUCACCAAUGACCUCUAAAAUAAGCAGACUCUGUCACCACAUAGAUUCAAUCACCAAAUACUUGGCACCACUAUUACCUAUUGCCAAUUGUCAUAUGGUGGAAUUCCUCACUCAAAACCACUGGGAGAUACUGCUGCCGAGCCCCUUGAGGAAAACCCUUGAAGGUGUGGAAUUAAAUGAAGCACUGGAUGAAUUCUGGACCACUGCUAGUGGUCAGGAAACUAAAGCCACGUCCCCCCUCUCCGACUGGAUCACCGCCGCCCGAUCCCACUGCAUAGCCAUCAACAAUGACUACUGCAUAUCAUCUGAACAACUACAGGAGCGCAUCAGGACGUGGGGAGGAGAUAUCAGGCCUGAGAUACGUGUUAAAGAGUUCAUGACCAGCAAGAAAAGUUAUGAGGUACAAACAAUGUCCCGUCUCGUAGCAUCUCUACACUCAGCUAACAGGGCCACAUGUUGCGUGGAAGCGGGCGGCGGGCGCGGCAACUUGCCGGUGGCGCUGUGUCUCGGGUAUGGCAUACCCAGCCUCACUGUAGACUGUGAUGCUGCUGCCGUGGCCGCUGCUCCAAGCAGGAUACGGAUCAUACAGAAACAAUGGCACGCCAUAGCCAAACGCAUAAAGGACGGCAACGAGGAGCGUAUGAAUGACAGUAUUAACAAGAACCUGCAUAGAUUCGCCGCUGCCUUCAUCACGGAACACACGGAUUUGGCCGGCAUUGUCAAGGAAAAGUUUCCGGAAUUCGCUGACCAAGACGUUAAACUGCUUCUAACUGGUCUGCACACUUGUGGGAACCUAGGCCCGGACAGUCUGCGUAUCUUCGCGUCACAGCCCACUACUGGCGCUGUAUUCAACGUGCCGUGCUGUUACCAUCUGCUGACUGAGACUGUUGAGGGGGAUAUGUUCGAUGUCUUCCAAAGGGAUUAUAGAAGUGGAAGUAGUCAAGGGUUCCCGAUGUCGGAGUAUUUGAGAGGUUACAACUUAGGCAGAAAUGCAAGGAUGUUGGCAGCUCAAUCUAUCCAUAGAGUUGUUAGCCAACGUCAACUGCCCUCUUCCAGUUUGCUAUAUAGAGCUCUGUUACAGGUAAUAAUUGAAGAGCGACUGCCGAACCACAAAAUAUCUGAAGGCAAACUCAAAAGAAUAACACCAAAAUGUCAAACAUUCCAACAGUAUUUCAAAAUGGCCGACGAGAUUUUAAAAUUAGAACUCUAUGACAGUUUGACGGAAAGUUUCUUCACAGAUAUACAUAAAAAUAUGGAUUGCCAGUGGAAAAAACUCGUGCUGUUUUAUUUAUUAAGGUUAUGUUUAGCUCAAGUAGUUGAGAGUUUGAUAUUGUUAGAUAGACUAAUGUUUUUGUAUGAAAAUGGCUUUGAUGAUGUAUAUUUGGUUAAGUUAUUUGAUCCUGUGUUGUCGCCGAGAUGUCAUAGUAUCGUAGCUGUAAGAUAA